AUGUGCGAUUUCUUUACACCUUCUGUGAGAGAUCGGCUACCAGCUAUCAUCAAGAACGGUCAGGUUCAAGAAUUGCUGGUUCCACUUGUACGAUCGGGAAAUGCAGCAGUUGACCAUGCUUACUGCUACAAGCACGGGAAGCAAUGCAAAGUUUCUUGUCUGUCUUCCUAUGAUUUUUCGAUCAGUUUAAAAAAUUGUUUGUCCUCAACCAUUACCAAUACUACACAAGAAAUUGUAUUGUUUUUGCUUCUGUUUUGUGUUGCAAACAAUUCACAGGUUGAAGCUGCGGAAAUCAACUGCGCAGGGAGUCCUUGCAUUGACUACUCGCCUCGAGGAUUGGUCUUGCGAGAAAGCGGUGCCACGUUCAUAGCCUUCCUUGCAUGGAUUUCCCAGCGUCUUCUUCUGCAAGAACCAAUACUGAUUCAUGAGAAUGUUGAAGGCUUUGGAGUUUCAGAACUGAAGUCUUAUCUUGGACACCUCUACGAGGUCAUUACCGUGCUGAUUACUCCAAAAGUUUUUGGAUGGGGCUGCUCAAGGACAAGACGAUAUACGAUAAUGAGGCACAUCAACAAAACUGCAGGUUGGAAAAUGGACUUCUCUGUCUUUCUUCAGCUUUUCAAAGCUGAUCAGUGGUUUGGGGAGUACGAUGCUCAGAGUGACAUUUUACCAGCUUGGGAUUGUUUUUUUUGUGCAUCUGCUGCGGAUCUACAUGAUGAACUCAUGUGGGCAGUCCAUCGACAAGGAAGCUGUGGCCAAAAAUUGACAGAUGUCAACAAAAAGGACUUGGUAGAGAAACUUGAAGCGGGUGACACAUCCUACUUUGUCAAUGCCCUGACCGAUGCUGAGUAUGAUUCACUUUUGCUGUAUUCGGAUGGAGAUACUGCAGGUGACAAGGUUUACUCACUGAACCAGAAUCCUGACUUCAGUGAAACAAAGAGCACUUGGAAGAGUGGCGCUCAUGGACGGUGGUUGGGCGCUAAAGAGGCGCUUUUGGUGAUGGGCAUUCCCGUCUUCACAUGGCUCAGUGAUGGUUUGGAGAUGACGUCUUUCACUGAGCAAAAUCUUAGGAGACGAAGCAAACCCUUCGCGAUAACACACAUGAUUGGCAUGGCAGGCAAUGCGAUGCAUACUCAGUGUGUUGGUUUGGCUUUGCUUUACGCAGCAACCCAGGUUCCGGAGUGCCAGAACGGCCAGUUGAUAACUGUGAAGUGGUUUAAUGACCACGGACUUGCAAACAUCCAAAGACACCCCGUGAAUGACAGAAAGCAGAAUUCGAUCCGACAGAAGUACGCUCGUGGCAUCCUUCGCCAUGGAAUUCUUGAAGGAUGCCGUGGAGAACAUUGCAGAUUUGUGAAUACAUUGAGGGCAGAGUCCUUCUAUGACUGCGCGAAGUCCGAUCCCGACAAUGAGCAGGUGCCUUUGCUUCCGCAGAAUGUGCCAGAUGUUGCCACAAAGGGAGCUGCAAACUCUUUCGAUGGAACAAGCUCGGUCCAGCGCAACCACUUGUAUCAUUUUGUUUCUGGCCCUGAGAGCAGCUUGAUGAGUGAAGCUCGGGAAAAGCUGAUGUGUCCAAUUUCUGGAUCAGUCUUUGUGAACAAGGUUCUGCAGAAGCAAAGGAAAAAUGAUUCAAUGUCCGGACUUCUUGAAGGAGAUGGUGAUCACAAAGACAAAGAUGAAUCGAAAGGACGAAAACGUCCUAAAGCUCCUGAUUUAGCAGACGAGCCUGAGAAAAAGGUUGCGAAAAAGGAGAAGGCGAAACCAAAAGCAAAAGGCAAGGCAAAGGCAAAAGCAAAGAAUGCAGCAACGUUGGGCUUUCAUGAAACUGAGGAAACACUGCAGGGAGAUGUUGAAGAUACCAAUCUCGGAACAAGCAGACCACGUACAUGGAUCGAUGACGUUUUGUUCGCAGUGGACAAGUGUUUUGUUUUUUGCGGAACGGACUUUGGGAAGAUGAUGGCAAUCCCUGCCGUGUACUCAGCUGUCUCCUUCUUCAUGACCGUGAGUUUGGAGUUUGCAUUGUCUGGCUCAACCAUGUGGAAUGGACGGCCAGUCAAAGAGUGGAGCAAGCUACGACCAUGUCUUCAAAGCUUUUUGCAGAAGUCCAUUUUGCAUGCCAAGGGUGCUCUUCCGCAGGGUGAGAAAUCAGAAAUCCUGUCGAAGCUUCUGACUGAAGUUUCCAAACAGGCAGAAAAGUCCAUGAAUGAUUCGUCAAAGUCAAAGUCCUUGCUGCAGGACACAGGUGUGAUGCAGAAAGUCCAAAGGUUUGUUUCGGCAAGCAAACAAACCAACAUCCACCAGCAGCCUUCGUUUUCAGCGUACUUGGCCAAGCUGAAGCGAGACUGUUGCACUUGCGGGUCUCCGGAUCUUGAUGGAGCUGUUGAAAAGUGUAGCUUUCAUACCCAGGACGGUCUUGCCAUGCCAGACUUGAUGUGGGGAUUAUCACGCGCCUUGCGUGAUGAAAAAGACGAUGAAGAGGAGUCCCAGUUCGAGUCUAUGAUCCCGAUCGAAGUUCCUGUGGUGGCAUUGACGGCAUUGCUGAUGAUCCGUGAGGCAGAAGAUGCCAAGAAGACUGCAACUCAGAAGGAAUCAGAAGGAGAUGUUGGCGAAGCUACCACCAAGGAGACCAAGGAUGACAGAAUUGACCUCUUGGCUGUACUGGGGAAGGACUGUCGUUUCCUUCUUUCUGAGAAUGACGAGAACAAGUGGGUUCUCAACGAAGGUUUGAUCAACAGAAUGAUUACGUGCAGCUCCUUGUACAUGAUCAAUGCGGCCAAGUUCAUGAUGGAGAUUCCUGGGUCCAUGUCCCAUGAAUUGAUUUCUAUGGAGGAUGGUGUGGACCCUACGCUUUUGUACAAGCUCUUUUCCUUUCUGCAGACCGGUGACGGGAGGAAUGCAGACGUAACAGACUAUUUGAUGGGAAUUGAAGGCCAUUUCUAUUUGCAAAAAGGAUCUGACGAGUGCCCGGCAGACAGAUCAGUUGAUGCUUGGUCUACGACUUGGGCAAAGCUUCUCAAGCGAGUGGCAAUUUCAACGAAGAAGCGUUUGGAGGAAGAGGUCAAGAAGGGCAGCGAUGAUUCCAAAGGUUCAAGCACCAUUGAUUUUGAUGUGAAAACAUUUCCAUCUUCAGAUUUUGCAGUGGAGAAGGAACUGAAAGGAGUUCUCCGUGGAAAGGUCCCGACAGUGAAAGAAGAAGUACCAGCACAGAAAGGGAUGAUGGCGCCGACAAAGGCUGUGGAACCUGAUGCUGCGCAGGCUCAGGGUGCCCGCGUUUCUUCCGAAGAAGCUGCUGAAGCUCCUUCUUCUGCCGUGCUCCCUGAUAUUCUUGACUUUGACAAGAUUUACCGGCUGGGAAUGUCUGAGGCUGCCGGCGAUGCUUCUUCCAUUUCCGUGGACGUUCGGGACAUCAUCAGCAUCCAGCAUUCCAUAUCAGGCUUCAUUCUGAACAAUGCAACGUGA
Messenger RNA from Cladocopium goreaui, 3456 nucleotides. NCBI's taxonomy places the organism in Eukaryota, Dinophyceae, Suessiales, Symbiodiniaceae. The record is from the annotation of a GenBank genome assembly.